CUGUCAGUUUCCUUGUUUACCCUGCACAUCCUGUGUUUGACUCACAAAUGCCACGGGGUGUAUGCAAUGGCUUUUAUACAGAAGAAAGAACGAUCCAAAGAAAGGUUUUCCCUGUUACUACUUGAUCUGGAGGAAUAUUAUUUUGAACAGCACUCAGCGCACCAUGUGACUAGCAAUAUUACAGCACAGAAAAGGCCAAUUAGAGGAUCUCUCAAAAUCUGUUCAAAAUCCCUAAUCUUUGAGCCAGAACCGGUAGCUGAACCUAUUUUAAAGAUACCUCUUAGAGACUGUAGCAAAAUUGAAGCAAUCGAAGAGAGUGCUCAAAAUCCUUUCAAUGAAAUUAAUUUCAGCGGAUUACUUGUUGUGUGCCGACAGGUUUACUUCAUUAAAGAAGACAAUAUUGUAGCUCCUUAUAAGAUUGAAAGAGGAGAAAGAGCCUUCAUAUUUCAACUUGAAGUUUCAAGCAAAACAGAAGAUGUGGCGCAAACGUUGCUUCAGUUGCAUAGAGCAUCCUGUCUUGACAAGCUGGGAGAUCAAACUGCCAUGAUUGCUGCCAAUCUGCAGUCACGGUUAGCUAGAACAUCUUUUGACAAGAACAGCUUUCAGAGUGUUUCUGAGAAGCCUCACAUGGAAUGCGAGGCUGAAAUGGUGAAUCCGCUAGUGACCAACCCAGGACACGUGUGUAUAACUGAUGAAAACCUCUACUUUCAGCCACUCUGCGGUUAUCCAGAACCUGUGGUACAAAUUAAGCUUCACAGUGUGAGGCGCAUCUACAAGAGAAGACAUGGUCUGAGACCAUUGGGACUUGAAGUCUUUUGCACUGAAAAUGAUCUCUGUUCAGACAUAUAUUUGAAGUUUUAUAAAACCAGUGAGAGAGACGAACUUUACUACUACAUUGCUACUUUUCUAGAAAACCACAUGGUGGAACACACUGCCGAGAGCUACAUGCUACAGUGGCAGAGAGGACAUAUCAGCAAUUACCAGUACCUCUUACACCUCAACAAUCUGGCAGAUAGGAGCUGCAAUGAUCUUUCACAGUAUCCUGUCUUUCCAUGGGUAAUAGCUGAUUACAACAGUGCAGAACUUGAUUUGAUGAAUCCUGACACGUUUCGAGACUUGAGCAAGCCAAUUGGCGCGCUGAAUAAAGAAAGACUGGAGCGGUUGUUGGUCCGUUACAGAGAUAUGCCAGAGCCAAAGUUCAUGUAUGGAAGCCAUUAUUCCUCACCUGGUUAUGUGCUCUUCUACCUUGUGAGAGUGGCUCCCGAGCACAUGCUGUGUUUACAGAAUGGGCGGUAUGACCAUGCAGACAGAAUGUUUAACAGUAUAGCCGAAACUUGGAAAAACUGCUUAGAAGGAGCAACUGACUUUAAAGAGUUGAUUCCUGAGUUUUACGGGAGUGAUUCCAGUUUCUUGGUCAACAGCCUGAGCCUGAACCUGGGGAAGAGGCAAGGCGGAAAGAUGGUGGGAGAUGUCUUGCUUCCUCCUUGGGCAUCAGAUGCAGAUGAUUUCCUUCAGAAAUGUCGAAAAGCUUUAGAGAGCCAGUAUGUCUCUGAGCACCUUCAUGAGUGGAUUGAUCUGAUCUUCGGAUACAAGCAGAAAAGCUGUGAUGCCAUUGCCGCACAUAAUGUGUUUCAUCCUUUGACAUAUGAAGGAUGCAUGGACUGUGACAGUAUCGAAGAUACUGAUCAGAAAAUAGCAAUGCUGACCCAGAUUUUGGAAUUUGGACAAACGCCCAAGCAGUUGUUCACCACUCCGCACCCUCAGAGGAUAACACCCAAGUUUCAAAGUAUGUCGAGGACACCUAGCCAGAGCGCCUCCCUGAAUGAGCUGUCCCCAGCAGCUGUGAGUGAAGAUUCCUCCUUUGAAGAUUUGACCGAAGAAAGCAGGAAGCUUGCAUGGAACAAUAUCUGUAAGCUGAUGAUUGUGUCCAGCCAUAAAAUCCAUAAGGAGGCAGUUACAGGGAUAGCAGUAACUCGCAAUGGAUCAUCAGUUUUCACAACUUCACAAGAUUCUACCCUAAAGAUGUUUUCCAAAGAAGCAGGUUUAUUGCAAAGGAGCAUGUCUUUCUCUAAUAUGGCUCUGUCAUCUUGCUUGGUGCUCCCAGAUGAUACAGUUGUUGUGUGCUCCUCAUGGGAUAACAAUGUGUAUUUUUAUUCCAUUGCUUAUGGAAGACGACAAGACACAAUCAUGGGACAUGAUGACGCUAUAAGCAAAAUUUGCUGGUGUGAGAAUCAGCUGUAUACAGCCUCCUGGGACUCCACAGUAAAGGUAUGGAAGUGUGUUCCUUCAGAUUUCUCAAGCAAUAAAAGGAGUCAAUUUGAGCUUUUGGCCGAACUAGAACAUGAUGCAGGAGUAAACACAAUAAACCUGAACCCUGCGGGUACGAUGCUGGUAUCUGGAUCAAAAGAAGGCAUUGUGAGCAUAUGGGAUGCCACCAGCUUUGAGCUGCUACAUCAAGUGAUUUGUCACUCAGGAAAAAUCAAUGCUAUCUCUUUCAGCCCUGACAGCAGGCAUGUCCUCACCGCUGGAGAAGAUAGAACUUUGAAAGUCAUUGAUGUGCAAACAGGCAUGCUUAUUUCGUCAGUGGUCUCAGAGGCACAGCAGAGAUGCUUCUGCUGGGAUGGCAAUACAGUUCUGUCUGGUAGCCAGACAGGAGAGCUUCUGGUAUGGGAUCUUAUGAGUGGAAAAGUCACAAAGAAAAUUCCUGGGCAUUCAGGUGCUGUGACAGCCAUGUGGAUGAAUGAGCAGUGCAGCAGUAUUAUAACUGGGUCUGAAGACAAGCAGAUCAUCUUCUGGAAACCACAAUACUGAUACGUUCCAAAGUGCCUUUACCUCUAAUGUUCACAAUUGCUCAAGACCUAACAGGAACGUCCAAGAUUUAGAAUUUCAACAUAAGCAAUUUUUUUUUCAAAUGUACAAAUCUAUAUCGAACUCUGUACUGUAGUUUCAGCAGUAUAUACUUUUCCACAUAUCUGUUCUACAUGAUGCAAGUUUUAUUCCGAUGUUCAGAUAUGAUCACUCAUAGAAGGAAUAAGCAGUUGUCAUGCACUGUUGAUAAAUCUUUUGCACUAAAAUGCUUUGUCAUGUUUAUAUAUAUUUGCAUGUUGAUGCAUUUUUGGUAGAUACUGUUCUGUGUCCUGUGUAAUCUCUGUAUAUUAUUGUUCUAUACAUGUUUUUUACCUUGCAAUGUGCCUUGUUGCCUAUAACAUGACAGCUUUAGGGCCUUUUUGCUUUUUGAAAAUGCUCAGCAAGUGAAGCAACCCCUUUUUUUCCAACUUAUUUUUGAUGGUGCAUUGUGAAGAUCUGGCAUUGUUGACAAUGUUAAGUUUCCUUAAACUACAAUGAAUAGUCUUGCUUACUGCUUCAUGAAAUGAUGAAGACAUCAAAUUUAUAUAACUGCAUGAAAACUUAUACGGUACACAAUGUAAUCAUGAAUACAUUUUUCAUGGUUUGUGAUGAAUCAGUUAAGUCCUUUUGAGACAAAACCAAACAGUCCAUAAAAUGUAUUAUAUAGUACAAGUAUACUAUAUAGAAAGAUAUACAAAGAUGACUUUCUCUUUGCCACUCUUAAUCCUAACUUGAAUACAUUUUGCAUUCAUUUGAAUUUUGUCUACUGUUUUAUACAGCAUGCAGACAUCUCAAUUCAAGUUGCAGUCAAUUUCAAUUACCCGUAUACAGUGGUUAUCCAUGAGAAUACAAAAAACAUUACAGGGAUGUUGUGUAAUCUGCACACUGCAUACUGCAUGCAUUGUUUAAAUGUAUGUUGCAUUGGAGAAUAAGAUAAAACCUUAGUCAUUUCUGCUUUCAAAACAGAAUCUGUGGGGUGGUUGAGAUUUUAUGAGCGUGUCCAAGUCUUUCUCCGACAAUCCUAUCAUUUUAAGGAAAUGUGCUUCUUUCACACACUACAGUGGUUAUGAGUAUCCCGUGUGGUAUACUACUGACAUUCAACCUAUAUGUAUUUUACUGUAUAAGAAGCUACCAGUGUAUUUUAGAUAUUAUUUUUUGCAUUUGUACAGGUAGGUAGAUACUUUCGGUGGACCACCUCUUAAACAUUUGGUUCAGGUAUUACAUUUUAAAAAUAUACAGAUGUUUUUUUUUUAGUAUGACCAUGCUGUUGUCUUAAGUGAAGCAAAAUGCACAAUUAUUCUUUUAAUUCUAUGCAGAUUGUUUUAACUGUUAGUAAUCUGCCUUUUGGCUUCAGGGAGCAAUAUAAAGCAAUGAUGUGUACAAACCUGGGAAAUAUACUGGAUACAGCUGUCUCUCUGGGGAAACAGUAUUUGAUUAGCACAGUUUUGAACUUCUGCUUGAAUUACCUCAUGAAUGUAAACGUUUAUAUGAAGAGUAUUUAAGUCCCAAUCUUUUAAUGCUACCAUUACGUACAAAUGGGACAACAUUUGGUUCCUUAUGAUUAUGCCCUGUUAUUCCAAAUAAAAUAGUUCACAUAGAAAAAAAACA
Messenger RNA from Lepisosteus oculatus (spotted gar), 4455 nucleotides. RefSeq names its product neutral sphingomyelinase (N-SMase) activation associated factor (gene nsmaf). The record is from RefSeq and is a predicted model, not a curated record. Gene Ontology annotation, molecular function: protein binding. NCBI's taxonomy places the organism in Eukaryota, Metazoa, Chordata, Actinopteri, Semionotiformes, Lepisosteidae.